Molecule: messenger RNA, 285 nt
Organism: Lactuca saligna
Lineage: Eukaryota; Viridiplantae; Streptophyta; Magnoliopsida; Asterales; Asteraceae
Source: the annotation of a GenBank genome assembly
AUGAACAGAACAAGAUCAACCGAUAGUUCCACAGUUCUGCACUUGCAAUCGCAACCCUUUCUUCCAAUCGAUUCAUUGAUCUUAUCAAACCUGGAAUCACCACCAACGCCCUUGCACACAUCGGAGGGUCAACCCACCUUACGAACCGACAUCUUGAACAAUUCAAAAAUUACCUUCCUGGGUUACGAUCCGUCCAUGAGGUCAACUUCGUUGUUUCCAUUCCACAUCUACAAAUCGCCAUCUUCGACACUCGUAGAAAUCGUUUUGCAAUUGGAUGCACAGUAG